This is a messenger RNA of Mycena indigotica, 1080 nucleotides long. RefSeq lists its product as uncharacterized. Bases 145 to 1080 code for a protein of 311 amino acids. The record is from RefSeq and is a predicted model, not a curated record. Lineage: Eukaryota; Fungi; Basidiomycota; Agaricomycetes; Agaricales; Mycenaceae. The transcript is spliced from 4 exons.
GACAAACGGAGACCUGCAGUCAACGCACCCUGGGCCCUCUAUAUCCAUAUAUCGUUCCCCAACUCUCUUCCAGCACUCUACGCGCUCGUCCCGCUCGCCAUAACAAAACUCGAAGGCAACUCGAAGGCUGUCCGGGUGAUAGAAAUGGCGCUUGCAGCGGGGCAACUAGUACGCUUCUCUUCUCGAGGAGCGAAGUACCGCCCCGCACAGCGGGACAGGGCGUCUGCGCAGGGAGGGCUAGCCAGCGGUGGCCAGUCGUCGUCGUUGUGCGGAGCCAAGAUCGGCGCUAUCACGUGUGACGUGGCGUCGGGCCGAUCUCGCCUUCUCUGUUUCCUACCACGACCAUCGACAAUGCCCGCCGCGCCCUUAACGUCCGCCCUGCCCGUAAUCGCGCAACCGCCGUUGCUGACGAGCCCCGCGACGAUGAAGCUAUGCGGAAGGAAGCUGGUUGGCCCAGGCCCGGGUUGUGGGGGUUUGACUGCCACUGUAGUGUGCUCUUCAACGACCGACAACGGCCCCGGUAGGAGGAGCGAUGGCCGCGCGCACGCACAUGGGAGGAAGGAUGGGAAAUGCAGAGCUGAGAUCUUGAUUCUUGAGGAAGGACGGGCCAGUGCACUCGCUGAACCAGUCAUACUUCAACUGCAUCUCCUUGACAAGACUUCCCUUCAAGACCUCCACGCGCUGCCUCAAGCAAUGAUGCCCCUGCGCCGUUUCGCUGCCUGCAUACCUCCCUUCUGCUCUUGGUCGAGCCCUCCUUAUCGCCAUCUAUAUCUUCAAGCUUCGAAGCUCGCUCUACACCGGGUUCACGGAUUGCUCUUCAGCCUGAAAGACUGGGCACCGUUUUACCAAGCUGCAAGCACGUCCAUCCAAGACGGCACCAUAUAUUGUACCUUAUCCCAUUCCCAAUCGAAUGCCGUCUCAAGGCGUGCUUCUCCCAAUCAACCACCUUCUUCAAAAAUCACCACCAUCCGCCCAUGUCGGCAAUCACCCAUUUCAGCCCCGCUUCUUUACCCUGCCCAACGCUCAAAAUCAUGGACGAGACCUUCCUCAUGCCCGCUCCGUCUCGUUUCUUUGCAGUAG